This is a messenger RNA of Lacerta agilis (Sand lizard), 2134 nucleotides long. RefSeq names its product pescadillo ribosomal biogenesis factor 1 (gene PES1). Gene Ontology annotation, molecular function: RNA binding. The record is from RefSeq and is a predicted model, not a curated record. The transcript is spliced from 15 exons. Bases 80 to 1825 code for a protein of 581 amino acids. Gene Ontology annotation, biological process: maturation of LSU-rRNA from tricistronic rRNA transcript (SSU-rRNA, 5.8S rRNA, LSU-rRNA); ribosome biogenesis. NCBI's taxonomy places the organism in Eukaryota, Metazoa, Chordata, Lepidosauria, Squamata, Lacertidae. Gene Ontology annotation, cellular component: PeBoW complex; nucleolus.
UAGUGGGCGGAGCCCGCCUCGGUCGGCCUGCGAGAGUCGCCACGUGAGUGUCGGCGGUGCGGCAGGAGCGGCGACAGCGAUGGGCGGCGUGGAGAAAAAGAAGUAUGAGAGGGGUUCUGCCACCAACUAUAUUACCAGGAACAAAGCCCGGAAGAAGUUGCAACUGAGCCUUGCAGACUUCAGGCGACUCUGCAUCCUAAAAGGGAUUUACCCUCAUGAGCCCAAACAUAAGAAGAAGGUGAACAAAGGAUCUACUGCUGCCAGGACUUUCUACCUCCUGAAAGACAUAAAAUUUCUCCUCCAUGAGCCCAUCGUCAACAAGUUCCGGGAAUAUAAGGUGUUUGUCCGCAAAUUGCGCAAAGCGUACGGGAAGAGCCAAUGGAACACUGUGGAGCGGCUGAAGGACAACAAACCCGGAUAUAGGUUGGACCACAUUGUCAAGGAGAGGUACCCGACCUUUAUUGAUGCCCUGCGGGACCUUGACGAUGCUCUUUCCAUGUGCUUCCUCUUCGCCACCUUCCCGCGUACCGGCAAGUGCCACGUUCAGACGAUCCAGCUGUGCCGUCGCCUCACCGUGGAGUUUCUCAACUACGUCAUCUGCUCGCGCUCUCUGCGCAAGGUGUUCCUGUCCAUCAAAGGCAUCUACUACCAGGCAGAGGUGAUGGGGCAGCUUGUCACCUGGAUAACACCCUACGCUUUUUCCCACAAUCACCCAACAGACGUGGACUACAGAGUCAUGGCCACCUUCACGGAGUUCUACACCACUCUUGUGGGCUUCGUUAAUUUCCGCCUCUACCAGUCCAUCAACUUGCACUACCCUCCAAAGAUCGAAGGCCAGUCCCUGUCGGAGCUGACGCCAGAGGAUGGGGAGGUGUACGCCUUGGACUCGGAGAGCUACCUAGAGAAACUGUCGGCUCUCAGUGCCAGCUUGGCCCGAGUGGUGGCACCCAACCCGGAGGACGAGGCAGUCAUGGAUGAGUUCCCCGUGGAGGAAGAGAGUGCAGAGCAAGAGGAGGCCCGUAAAAAGGAGCAGGAGGCCCUGGAGAAGCAGAAGAGGCUCUUUGAAGGCCUUCGCUUCUUCCUCAACAGGGAGGUGCCCAGGGAGCCUCUGGCUUUCGUCAUCCGGUGCUUUGGGGGCCAAGUGUCCUGGGACAAGUCUGUUUGCAUUGGCGCUACCUAUGACGUGACGGACCCAGCCAUCACCCAUCAAAUCGUUGACCGGCCUGGUCUGGAAAAGCAAGUGAUAGGCAGGUAUUACAUCCAGCCGCAGUGGGUCUUUGAUUCAGUCAACGCUAAGCUGUGCCUUCCGGUGGCAGAUUACUUCCUUGGCGUCCUGCUGCCUCCUCACCUCUCACCGUUCGUGACUGAGAAGGAAGGGGACUACAUCCCACCAGAGAAGCUGAAGCUGUUAGCCUUGCAGAGAGGUGAUGAGCCAGGAGAAGAGAGCGGAUCGGAAGAACAGGAAGAGAGUGACGAUGCCACAGAAGGCUCGGAGGAAGAGGACGAGGAUUCUGAUAAAGAAGAUGAGGGGAAGCUGAAGAAGAUGGAAGCACAGAGGACCCAGAGCAAGGUCCUCCCGGUGAAGGUGACGGCAGGUAAAGUCCUGAGAGAGGACAAGCAGCGGCUGGCGCAAGAGGAGCAGAGCGAGGAGAAGCGCUUGGCCAUCAUGAUGAUGAAGAAGCGGGAGAAGUACCUGUACCAGAAGAUCAUGUUUGGGAAGAGGCGCAAGAUCCGAGAGGCUAACAAACUAGCAGAGAAACGAAAAGCUCACGACGCAGUAGCGAAAUCGGAGAAGAAGAAAAUGAAGAAAGCACAACGAGAGUAACGGGGGCCUCUCACCCCAGCCUGUCCCUUCUCAUACAGGCCUAGAAGAUGGGCACUUUGGGCCUUUCAGCUGCUGGCGGGAUGCCUCAAAAUUCUGGCUUCUUCCCCUGAAUCCAUUUUCACCAAGGUGGACAGCUGUGGGAUGAUUGGGCCUAGUAGUACCUUGGGCUUCAAGGGGGAGAAGGUCCGCUUUAUUUAAAAACACAACUGAAUUCUCCUCAGUUCCCAUCAUGGUUUCCUCGUUGUAUGAUGGUUGCUGUCAUGCAUCAGAUUUGCCAGUCAGGACAGGCUUUCUAGACUUUUAUAGAAA